AUGUUAUUUGGAAAUAUUAUUUUCUUAAUUUCAAUUAUUUUUUGCUCUUUUCUCUUAUUCUGCUGUAAGGCGGAUAAGCCAAAAGACGAUGUGCCAGAUAAGAAGGUUAAAGCUUCAAAGGAGAGAGAGGCUACCGAGAAGCCAAAAGGCCCAAAAGUGACGGAUAAGGUCUUUUUUGAGAUAGAAAUUGGUGGUAAACCUGUUGGACGCAUUGAAAUUGGACUUUUUGGGAAGACUGUGCCCAAAACUGUUGAAAACUUUAUUGAAUUGUCUAAACGAAAGAAAGGGGAAGGAUUUACUGGAAGUAUUUUCCAUCGCGUUAUUAAGGACUUUAUGAUCCAGGGAGGCGAUUUCACUAGAGGAGAUGGAACUGGUGGAAGGUCUAUUUUUGGCGAAAAGUUUGCUGAUGAAAAUUUUAAAUUGAAGCAUUAUGGAGCUGGAUGGUUAAGCAUGGCAAAUUCUGGAAAGGAUACAAAUGGUUCUCAAUUUUUUAUUACCUGCAAAAAAACUUCAUGGCUUGAUGGAAAACAUGUUGUUUUUGGAAAGGUUGUUUCUGGUAUGGAUGUUGUUCGCCGUAUUGAAAGUACUCCAACUCUUUCUGGUGAUAGGCCAGAAAAGGAAGUUGUUAUUGCCUCCUGUGGACACAUUCCAGUGGAUAAAAUGUUUUCGGUAGAUAAAGAAGAUGCAAAGGAUGAAUUGUAAAAAAAGGAGAAAAUUAUUUUUUGACGGAGAAAUUUUUUGGGCAAUUUUUCUUUAGGGUCUUAUGUAUUUUAAGUCGGAAUAUUUCGACUUCCUUUAUUUCCUCUUGUUAAUUUAUAUUUAUUUUCCUUUUG
Messenger RNA from Meloidogyne enterolobii, 833 nucleotides. Lineage: Eukaryota; Metazoa; Nematoda; Chromadorea; Rhabditida; Meloidogynidae. The record is from the annotation of a GenBank genome assembly.